This is a messenger RNA of Plodia interpunctella (Indianmeal moth), 985 nucleotides long. RefSeq lists its product as uncharacterized. NCBI's taxonomy places the organism in Eukaryota, Metazoa, Arthropoda, Insecta, Lepidoptera, Pyralidae. The record is from RefSeq and is a predicted model, not a curated record. The coding region runs from base 26 to 439 and encodes 137 amino acids. The transcript has 4 exons.
CUAUCAUAUACAUACUGACGAGGUGAUGUACAAGCUCAUGUUGGUGAUCUGCUUCGAGAUGUACUUCACCACGAGAACAGUUCUGCGGCUGCUGAUCAAGAAGGAAGACAUGACUGACUUCAUCUAUAUCUGCAAAACGCUGUCGAAAUGCAUGCUAAUGCUGCGUCACGUCCUCGUGUACUUGCUGCUCGGGGUGCUGGGCCAGUGGGCGACGGAGCGGUUCCGGCAGGUCACCAGUCUGGCCGACACCAUACAUGACAUGGAUCUUGGAGAGCAGCUAACCCUGCAGACUUGGCAGAUGGGGAGACUUGCAGCAGUAUGCGUCGGCAAACUGCAGACGACAGCCUUCUCCAUAGACGGCCAGCUGCCGCUGAAGACCGCGUCCACUGUCAUAUCCACCGUCAUCCUCAUCAUGCAGUUCGGAAUAUCCCUGGAAUGAAUAUUGAGGACAUACCUACUUCUUAUUCUAUUCGAGUGUGUUCUUGCUGUUAUCAGUUUCAAAUUCGCCUAAAUUUAACAUUACUUUUACGAAUACCUACCGACAUCUGGUGGUUCCAUAUACACUAAUGAACUCAAACUGUCAACCAAUGUCCAGGUUUCCUCACGAUGUUCUCCUUCACCGGAAGCAAGUUACAGUACCAAGAUCUUUCGUGUGUCGUAUUCGUUUCACUAUUAGUUACACGGUUAAAUAGAUUCAACAAAAAAUCCAAUUAGUUUUUCUUUUAUGGUGUCCCACUGUUUGUUAAACAAUUAUUGGAUUAUUUUAACAGGUUUUAUUUAAUAAUUAGUUAUUUUAACAAAAUCCGAUGAGGCCAUAAGAAUCAAAAUAGGCAAUAUUAACGUAGCUGCUGCACCCACGUAAUCUUCUCUGUAUGACCCAAAGGUUAGAUAAUGCUCUUAACAUUAAGUCCGUCUCUUGUACGGUGUUUUGUGUCUCGUUUAUUGUAUUUUGUGCACAAAAUAAAGUAUUUUCAUAAAUAAAAUA